GGAGACAAACGUGGCAGGCGUGGCAGGCGCCCCUGGGAAGCUGCCUUGCGUUGUCACUCACAACACCAUGGGCGGCGCCCCCGUGCUCGUCCUCUGGUACAAGGACGGCGCCCGUCUGCCAUUCUACACGCUUGACCUCCGCGAGGGCGAGGGCGAGAAGCGAGAAGUGUUCGUGGACAAAAGCAUGCAGGGACGAGUCCACGCUGACGAACCAGGCGCCUACCUUACCUUAGACAACCUACAAGGACAGGACUCAGGACGCUACAAGUGCCGUGUCGACUUCGAGAACUCCCCCACGCUGUCUGCGCUCGUCAACCUCACUGUCUACGUGGUACCGUCGCGUCUGCAAGUACUGGACUCCAACAACAUGCCGGUGUCAGCUGGAUUCUACGGUCCACUCGUUGAAGGAAGCCCUCUCACGCUCUACUGCGUCGCCACGGGAGGAUGGCCCACCCCGCAGGUGUCCUGGUGGAAGGGCAACCUCCUGCUGGCCAAUCACAGCGUGGUCAUAGGCGACGACAACGACUACCUUCACCAUGAGGUCAUGAACGGCGGCAUGAUGAGUCCGAGCGCCGGCAUGAGGCAAGUGAAGACGAAAUUGAUGAUACCCAAAAUACCACGUGACUUCGUCCAUGCCAACCUCACGUGCCAGGUGUCCAACAACAACAUCACAGAGCCACUCUCCACCACGCUCUCCCUCGACGUUCUGCUUCGCCCAUCGUCCGUGAAGAUCAAGUCCUCGGGUUCGCCCCUGGUGGAGGGACGGCAGGCGCGGAUCGAGUGCGUGGCCGUCGGGGCCUACCCUUCCGCUGAGCUCAGCUGGGAGAAAGUGCAAUUGGGAGAGAAAACAAAACUGCACGCUUCGUCACGCAACUUGGGCGACCAGACUUCGUCGUACCUGGUGAUAAUGCCGGAGGCGGAGGACCACGGGGCCACACUCACCUGCACCGCCCGGAACCCCAAGAUACAGAACGCCGAGCUGUCUACCUCCACCAGGCUGCAAGUGCACUUCGCCCCCCGGGUUUCACUGAAGCUCGGAGCCACCCUCGGCACGGAGCCCAUCACGGAGGGGAAGGACGUCUACUUCGAAUGCGACGUGGCGAGCAAUCCGGAGCAACAUAAAACCAUAUGGCAUCAUAAUGGAGAGAAAGUGGAACACCAGCUGAAGGCAGGCAUUCUCGUGUCCUCUAGUAACUUGGUGCUACAGAUGGUUCGCCGCACAUCUGCUGGGAACUACACCUGUACAGCUGUCAAUUCCCUGGGUGCUACGAAAAGCAAUGUGGUGCCACUCCACAUCAGAUAUCUCCCCGUGUGCGUCGAUACACCGCAGACAGUAGCCGUGGCAGAAGGCGAGGAUGUCCGCCUCACCUGCCGCGUCGACGCCCAACCGGAGAACGACCUCGAGUUCACGUGGUACUUCAACAACACCCUCGACACGGUGGAGGUGGAGCGUCAUCGAGUUCAAGUGCGCGCGGGCCACAGCUUCCUCGACUACACGCCCAGAUCAGCCAGGGACUAUGGUACUCUCUCCUGCUGGGCUCACAACACCGUCGGAACUCAAGCUGACCCCUGUCGAUUCACCGUCGUCGAAGCAGUGCGACCCCCCGACAGCGUGGCGAACUGCAAGCUAGUCAACCUGACGGUGGAGACGCUGGAGGUGGAGUGUUCGCCAGGCAGUGACGGCGGUCUCCCCCAGCGGUUCGAGGCGCGGGUGUUCGCGUCCCCCACCAACGCCCUGGUCACCACGAUGGUCGAGGACGCCCCCAGGUUCCACGUCGGGGGCCUCACGCCGGGCCAGGAUUACGUCAUCACCGUCACCGCCGUUAACGACAAGGGCCCCAGCAAACCCCAGGAGAUCGAUGCGGAACAGGAUGAGGAGUCUUGGGAUUCAAGAUUAGAAACAGGUUGCAAACACGUUCUGUGUCAUCCCUCUCAGAUGGACUACACCAUGUGUUAA
Messenger RNA from Penaeus monodon (black tiger shrimp), 1957 nucleotides. Its product is annotated as nephrin-like. The coding region runs from base 68 to 1957 and encodes 629 amino acids. The transcript is spliced from 12 exons. The record is from RefSeq and is a predicted model, not a curated record. NCBI's taxonomy places the organism in Eukaryota, Metazoa, Arthropoda, Malacostraca, Decapoda, Penaeidae. Gene Ontology annotation, molecular function: protein binding.